This is a messenger RNA of Euleptes europaea (tarantolino), 3339 nucleotides long. RefSeq names its product Janus kinase 3 (gene JAK3). The transcript is spliced from 23 exons. Gene Ontology annotation, molecular function: ATP binding; non-membrane spanning protein tyrosine kinase activity; cytokine receptor binding. Lineage: Eukaryota; Metazoa; Chordata; Lepidosauria; Squamata; Sphaerodactylidae. Bases 1 to 3339 code for a protein of 1112 amino acids. Gene Ontology annotation, biological process: cell differentiation; cytokine-mediated signaling pathway; hemopoiesis. Gene Ontology annotation, cellular component: cytoskeleton; membrane; cytosol. The record is from RefSeq and is a predicted model, not a curated record.
AUGCCUCCCACCAGCGAAGACUCCCCCUUGAUCGCCGACAGAUCCGACAGCCUGUCCUCCGCCGGCUCAGGAUCCCUCUGUGUCCAUCUUUACCACCACCCAAACUCCUUCCAGCUGGCCCCAGAUUCAGCCGGAAGCCUGACCUUCACGUACGGGGACCAUACUGCCGAGCAGCUCUGUGUUGCUGCCGCCAAAGCCUGUGGGAUUCUUCCUGUCUGCCAUCCUUUGUUCUCCCUGGCCACGGAAGAUCUGUUGUGCUGGUAUCCGCCCAACCAUGUCUUUCACGUGGACGAGUCGUGCAGCAAAGUGGUGGUCUACAGAAUCAGGUUUUUCUUCCCCAACUGGUUUGGGCCACAAAAGUCAUACCGCUUUGGGCCAGCAAACGACCAAGAGAAACCUGUACUGGAUUACCCGAUGCUGGAUUAUCUCUUUGCCCAAUCCCGCAGUGAUUUCAUCAGUGGACAGAUGGAUGUGUCUUUAACUCUGGAGUCCCAAGAGACGUGUCUUGGCCUAGCUGUGCUUGACAUGCUUCGAAUCUCAAAGGAGAGGAAAGAGAAGCUGGAGGAGACCCUCAGAACGAUCAGCUACAAGUCAUGUCUUCCGGAGAAGUUGCGCAGCCAGCUGCGGACGCAAAAUUUCUUCACUCGCAAACGUAUCCGUCACCAUGUGGGCCGUUCCCUCCGCAAGAUCAGCGUCCUUCAGACGGAGGGCCGCUCUCUUAAGCUGAAGUACCUGAUGGAGCUGGAGAGUCUGCGGGCAGCCCCGAAACAGGAGGCCUUUCUGACCUGGGCCCCAGGGGCAAAGGAGGCGACGUGGGUGAUCCAAGUCUCUGGGGAAAGAGGGAUAUCGACGAGCCACUGUGACAACGAGACCUGCCAGCCAUUUUGUGACUUCCCCGAGAUCACUGAUAUUAGCAUCAAGCAAGCCAGCCGAGACGGUAUGCCAGUGGAGAACCGCGUUGUCAGCAUAACCAAGACGGACAGCCGAGUCCUAGAGCUGGAGUUCCUCACCCUGCAGGAGGCCUUGUCUUUCGUCUCACUGGUCGAUGGCUACUACCGGCUGACGGUCGACACCCAGCACUACUUUUGCAAAGAGGUGGCUCCUCCCAGCCUCCUGGAAAACCUGGAGAACCAGUGCCACGGGCCCAUCAUGCCAGAAUUUGCAGUCAACAAACUGAAGACGACGGGCCACUGGGCAGGAUCCUACUUGCUUCGACGAAACCCAGAAGAUUUCGACAGCUACCUGCUCACCAUCUGUAUCGAGAUGCCGAUCGGGAAGGACUUCAAAAGCCUGCUGAUCCAGAAAAACAAAGACGAGACCUUCUCGAUCGCUGGUGUUCACAAGAAAUUCUGCAGUUUAAGGGAGCUGCUGGGAGUGUGUCGGCAGUUCAGCCUCCAGGUAGACAGAAUGAUCGUCCAGCUGGGCACGCACUGCCCCCCACAACCCAAAGAAAAAACAAACCUACUGAUAGCCCGGGGCGGCAGCUGCCACCGGCUUCCCUCUUCUCCAUCUGCUCCACGCCGGGUCGUCAACCAGAUGAUGUUCCACAAAAUCCAGGCAGAAAACCUGGUCCAGUGUGAGAACUUGGGUCAAGGGACUUUCACCAGAAUCUACCGGGGCAUCCAAAGGGAGCAGACCAAGGAGGAGGAAGAGGAAGGAGAUGCCGGGAAGCACGUGACAGACGUCGUGAUGAAAGUCUUGGACCUUAGUCACUGUAACUGGGUGGAGCCCUUCCUAGAAGCUGCCAGCAUGAUCGGUCAGCUGUCGCAUAAGCACCUCAUCCUGCUUUACGGAGUCUGCGUGGGAGCAGAAAACAUCAUGGUACAGGAAUACAUCAGACAUGGAGCCCUGGACACCUAUCUGAGGAGGAAUAAUGCCACUGGCAAGGUGACACCUACCUGGAAACUUCAGAUUGCGAAGCAGUUAGCCUACGUGCUCAACUUCUUGGAGGACAAGAAGAUUAUCCAUGGCAACAUCUCUGCCAAGAAGGUGCUGCUAGCCCGGGAGGGGGAUGCCGUGAAAGGAAUGCCCCCGUUCAUCAAACUCAGCGACCCAGGAGUCAGCAGUGCGCUCCUGGCCAAAGAUUUGUUAAUGGACCGUAUCCCAUGGGUGGCCCCAGAGUGCCUGGAGGACCCCAAGAACCUGGCACUGGAAUCAGACAAGUGGAGUUUCGGCGCCACUUUAUGGGAGAUCUUCAACGGCGGGAACAUGCCCUUGACUGCCAUAGAGCCUGGUUUGAAACUUAAGUUCUACCAAGACCACCAUGUUCUCCCCCCUCUCAAAUGGAUGGAGCUAGCCAACCUGGUAGGCCAGUGCAUGGAUUACAACCCUCGGCAGCGGCCAGCUUUUCGCUCCAUCAUCCGGGACCUCAACAGCCUCAUCACUUCUGAUUAUGAACUUCUUUCGGACCUCCAAGCCAUCGACAGCUUUGGAGGGUACGUGGACAUUUCUAUGUGCCACGAUCCCACCCUCUUUGAAGAACGCCACCUAAAAUACAUCUCAGUGUUGGGGAAGGGGAACUUCGGGAGCGUGGAGCUUUGCCGCUAUGACCCUCUGGGCGACAGCACUGGGGAGCUGGUGGCCGUGAAGCGGCUGCAGCAGAGUUCGCCGGAGCACCGCCUGUACUUCGAGCAAGAGAUUGCUAUCCUGCGCUCCUUACACCACGAUUUCAUCGUUGCCUACCGGGGCGUAUGCUACAGUCAAGGCCGGAAUUGCCUCCGCCUGGUCAUGGAGUACCUGCCCAGCGGCUGCCUGCGGAACUACCUGCAGAAAAACCAGGAGCGGCUGGACCUAAAGAAACUGCUGCUUUAUGCCUGGCAGGUUUGCAAGGGUAUGGAGUACCUGGGGUCUCAGCGCUACAUCCACAGGGACCUGGCUGCCAGGAACAUCUUGGUGGAAAACGAAAACCGCGUCAAGAUCGGGGACUUUGGCCUGGCCAAAAUUCUCCCGCACGGGAAGGAGUAUUAUGUGGUCCGAGAGCCUGGACAAAGUCCCAUUUUCUGGUAUGCGCCAGAAUCUUUAGCGGACAACAUCUUCUCCCAAGAAUCAGAUGUGUGGAGUUUCGGCAUUGUCCUGUAUGAACUUUUCACCUACGGCAGCAAGAUUUCAGAGGAAUUUCUCCACAUGAUGGGACACAGCAAGCCCCUCCAGAUUGUCUGUCAGCUUCUGGAACUCCUGAAAGGGAACAGGAGGCUUCCUGCCCCAGCCGGCUGCCCCACAGAGGUCUAUGAUUUGAUGCUGUCCUGCUGGGCCUUCAUGCCAAACCAGCGGCCCCGAUUCUGCGAGCUGAGCCCCCAAAUUGAGACCCUGAGAAACAGUCGCAGCAAAGCCCGGGGCUAG